Molecule: messenger RNA, 3461 nt
Organism: Sitodiplosis mosellana (orange wheat blossom midge)
Lineage: Eukaryota; Metazoa; Arthropoda; Insecta; Diptera; Cecidomyiidae
Exons: 5
Coding region: 378-1139 (253 amino acids)
Source: RefSeq, a predicted model, not a curated record
AAGCGGGCCCAAAACGGGCGACCGAGAUCGGUCAAACUGUCGUUGAAUUCGGUUCUUCGGGAUCAAUAUCGCGCGAAUUUUGUGGCACAAGUCAACAAUUGGUGCCACACAGCCACCGUCAUCACCUUUUUGGCGUCAUUGUUGUUUCUCUUCGGGAACAACCGAGCAUUCGACGACGAUAACCACGACUUUUUCAGAGGCAAUUGAUCGAAGAAUGUUUUAAUUCGAUUUUGAAUGAGAACCGACACAUCGGGCACACCGAAAAUUUCUUCUGUCAUUAGACUCGUCUGUCAAAAGGCGUCUUACCAUUCAUUGUAACUAAUGCAGCGAGUGUAGCACCAAGGAAAAAAAUAUUUCUAGCACAUUAAUUAUAAACAAUGGAUUCGUCAAAUUCGACUGAUCAAGGUUUCGCGGGAUCUUCUUCAUAUUCGGGCACACCAGCAAAGAGGCCUCGGAAUGAGUCACCGCCACCCGGCAUCGGAAGAUCAACGUUUGAUUUGCAUUACAAAAACGGUGAUCUUUUCGCGACAAUUGGGUUGGCAGCUGUGAAAGCAACUCUAUCGUCCGAAAUUGAGCGAAAUGUCAACAAAUUGAACCGUUUCUUAAUUGCUGUAAAUUUGGCGACAGAAGUGUUGGAGAAAAUUCGUGGUUUGAUUAAGGAAAUGGAAAGAGCAGAUGAUGGGUCGGUUGGUACGGAAACGUAUGAAAGUCCAACGCAACUUCAAAAUGCUAAGUUUCCACCAAGCAAGCAAAGCAAGAAAAGCAAGCACACACGGACAUCGUCUAGCGCAAUUUUCAUAGCAGCUUUUCUCAGGAGCAUUGGCCAAUUCUUGGGUGUUGCAAUGAACGAAAUCACUGUUUGUGCAAAGGCACGUCCAGCCGAAUCAGUUGAUCCAGCAAAAAAGGAGAGAUUGAAGCGUUUGUCAAGUCACACCGAAGUUUAUUUGGAUAAUGCAAUGUUUAAACGUCAAAGGAUUGAGAAGGCAAUAGCACAAAUCGACCCAAAUUACAAACCAAAACCAAAUUUAGUGCAAUCGGACACCGAAAACGCGAUUAUCAAAAUGGUGCGUGAAAAGCCAAGCACUUUGGAGCCUAUUAUAAUUGCUCUCAAAGCGAACGGAUACCUACCAGAAAACUAAAAACCAUGAUAAGACUUUUGAAUUCCAAUUUUAAUGCCAGUUAAUGCGAAAUGAUUGAGUUUUAACGAGGCUGGACUUUAUUCUUGUACCAUUUUAGUUUUUUGCGUCUGGCUCCAACAUUAAACACUCAAGUUUGUAAAGUAUUAAAAUAGAUAAGCAUAAGCUGCAUUGCCGAAUAAUAUCGCAUGCAAAUCUUACGAAAAAAAAGUACAAAUUGAAUUUGAAUUAACUGAUUAGAUUUAAUUAAAACUUCAAACGUUUCAUGCUGUGAUGCUAUAAAAUCAAAAAUAAAAGCAAGGUCAACUAGUGUCAUUGUUUAAGCUAUAAAUCGGUAAUAAACAAACAUCGGUUUUCCAUGAUACAAAGUGCUACUCGUUUUUUUCUUCUGUUUUUCAUGGUACAGACUGUGGACAUUGAUUGAAGAAAUUGUUAACGUUCAAUUAAACUUUUGCCUCGUAUUGGCGUACAUCAUUGGGUAUAACGAUUCUUAGUAAUAGUCAAAUGGAAGCCAAAUCAAAAUCACACAAAGACAACACUUUGUCAGGCAUAUUACGAGUUGUGUGUGGAUAUUUUUUUCCGUCGUCGUCGUCGUAGUCGUCGGUUUGUUGCUGUAUGUCUUUCGGUAUUUUUACGUUCUACAAAAUUAUUGCGCAUGAGUUUGCUACAACAUGGGAUUGGUUCCCAUUCUUUUAUUUUAUUGUAUUGUGGUUGCUUUUCAUUUUGGUCGGUGUAUGUUUUUUCUUCGCAAUGCAUUGAGUCCCUAUGCACACAUUUUUCGUGUUUAGCAGAGGGAGGGAAAGAGAGAUCGAGUGAUUCGUGCUGCAUACAUAGCAGCACAUGGAUGUGAUGUCUCCACAAUGCUACUGACGCAAAGCAUCGAACGAAUUCACGAACAAAUGCAAAAUAUGCAAUGGGCUUUGAUCGCAAAAUGCGCUCACACUGACAAACGGCCUUUCGCGAACACACUCUCAUUCAGCCAGAUAAUGCAUUUGUGAUUGUGUAUUUCGCCCUCGUACAUUCACUACCAUCGGUUCACUACCACACAUGACAUCAUACACAAGAACGGCGCGUACGAGCGCCUUGGCACAACAAUAAUGUAGCCCGCGUGCGAGAGACCAACCAACCGACCGACCAGCGCAGCAACAAAACAAAGCUUACAACAAAAUUUCAAAAUAUAUUCGCAUCGAAAGUUUUUCCAUUCAUUUUCGUCAUUCGCGAUUCCGUUUUUAUUUACAAUUUUCGCUUAUCUUAUCAAUUUGACGGGGGCAUAAAAAUAGUCAUGACAGAAACAUUCUCAGAUUGUGAUGAGUCUGGACCAAUAUGCGAAAUGCAUUUAUCGCUUGGAAAAUUUGCGUUUCAACAAUGCGCGCAUAGCAACGCGAUUCAGGGCGAUUUUUCGCUGCAAGAGUCUCUCUCUCUCUCACUCACAUACAUACACGGGCCGAGCGAAAAAAAAGAAAACCAUUCGUUGCGUUCAUUUUUGUGGCACUGGUACUGUUGUUAUUGCUGCUGCUGUUUGCAUGGUUUUGGUUUCACAGGUUCAUGACAAACAUAGUGCGGUAGCAAGCAACAAAUAUUUUUUUUUUCUUCUGAUUUCAAAAUGCAAACACGCAUACACACACGUGUGCAUUCGAGUGUGUGUGUGAGUGAGUGUAGACGGGUGUAAAAAAAAAGUCGCGAAGCACACGCAUAAUAAUGUUGUUGUCAUAGUUGCCACCACAUGAGGCUCAUAUCGCUAUCUGAAUCUAUUUUUCACAGGAAAGACCAGAAUUUUUAUAUAUAAAAAUACACUUAUAGCUACACGGUGAUGUCAAUAGUGUCGAAAAAGAAGAGGAGGACACACAGAAAAGAAUAUCAUCGUGCUUAUACACAUAUAUCGAAACGAGUCUCGGUUCGGCGAAUCGUUGUGAGUCAGCCAGCACCGUGUGUGUAUGAGUGUGAUAUCUUUUUUUUUUCUCUCGUUCGAUUCAAACAGCGGCAACAGUACACACAACAAUUGCAUCACACACAGAGAGCGCCCCGAAAACGCUCACACAACCUUAUACAGUUUCGAUAAAAACGGACUCACUAUGCACUAGACAUAGGCUACCCAUGUCAAAUGUGAAAAAUGCCAAGAAACCCCAUCCGAAUGGCUUGACGCCGUACACUUGAUCUGGCCGUUGUUGUUGUUGAUGAUUUUUUUUUUCAUAUCACAGCUCUCCGGAUUUGAAUUGAGUAACAGCGAAUAUUGUGUAUAAACGUACUUUUUUUUUGGUUCGCUUCGAGGAAUCGUGAUUUAGGAGCUCAACGGAUGCCGUUGACAUGGGUAGCCUAGUACCUAAA